Molecule: messenger RNA, 891 nt
Organism: Gadus morhua (Atlantic cod)
Lineage: Eukaryota; Metazoa; Chordata; Actinopteri; Gadiformes; Gadidae
Product: NLR family CARD domain-containing protein 3-like
Exons: 3
Coding region: 1-891 (296 amino acids)
Source: RefSeq, a predicted model, not a curated record
AUGAGAGCAGCCUCAGUGUACUCAGGAGUGUUCACCCAGAUCUUUAAAGAGGAGUGUGUGCUGUACCAGGACAAGGUGUUCUGCUUUGUCCAUCUGAGCAUCCAGGAGUUUCUGGCUGCCCUUUAUGUAUUUUUGUCCUUCAUCGACACUGGGGUCAAUCUGCUCGCAGGGCAACCAGAACCCCUGUGGUUAUGUUUUUUUACAAAGAAAACCAGCCUCUACCAGAGUGGUGUGGACAAGGCCUUACAGAGUGAGAAUGGACACCUGGACUUGUUCCUCCGCUUCCUCAUGGGCCUCUCUCUGGAGAACAAUCAGAUUCUCCUAGGUGGUCUACUGGGACAGACAGGAAGUAGAUCAAUAUCCAAUGAGGAAACGGUGUCCUACAUCAAGGAGAAGAUAGGUGGAGAUCUCUCUACAGAGAAAAGCAUCAAUCUGUUCCACUGUCUGAAUGAGCUGAACGACCGUUCUCUAGUGGAGGAGAUCCAACAGUUCCUGACAUCAGGAAGUCUCUCCAGAGAAUCUCUCUCUCCUGCUCAGUGGUCAGCUCUGGUCUUCAUCUUACUGUCAUCAGAAAAGGAGCUGAACAUGUUUGACCUGAAGAAAUACUCUGCUUCAGAGGAGGGUCUUCUGAGGCUGCUGCCAGUGGUCAAAGCCUCCACAACAUCUCUGCUGAAUGGCUGUCAUCUGUCAGAGAGAUGCUGUGAAGCUCUGGCCUCAGUUCUCAGCUCCAACUCCUCUAGUCUGAGAGAGCUGGACCUGAGUACCAAUGAUCUGCAUGAUUCAGGAGUAAAGCUGAUCUCUGAUGGACUGGGGAGUCCACACUGUAUACUGGAAACUCUCAGGUCAGUUUUACUCAAUGUGCAAACAGUUACCACAAGUUCCACAUCCUAG